This is a messenger RNA of Thamnophis elegans (Western terrestrial garter snake), 3477 nucleotides long. It is a transcript of the gene COL6A1, whose product is annotated as collagen type VI alpha 1 chain. Bases 214 to 3249 code for a protein of 1011 amino acids. NCBI's taxonomy places the organism in Eukaryota, Metazoa, Chordata, Lepidosauria, Squamata, Natricidae. The transcript is spliced from 35 exons. The record is from RefSeq and is a predicted model, not a curated record.
UCCCCUCUGGAAGGAUUGCUCUGGCUCUUUCGACAUCCACGGCCGCUGCCGUCUCCGUCUCUUUCUUUUCCUUCCUAGACUUUUCGAAACUCAGGGACGGGAUAGAAACUUCACAAAAAUUACCAACUAAAAGAAACUGGGUUUGAGCUUUCUCUCGUUGCGCUUCUUUUGCAUUUUCAGAUCUCGCCGAAUGUUAACUCUGCUCCUUGCAAGAUGAAGUUAGCCUGCAUCUUCCUUAUUUUCCUAUUUCAGGACUGUUUUUUAAUAAAGAGAGUUCUCGCUCAGGGAUCAGAACUAUCCAACAGAGUAAUAGCUUUCCAAGAUUGCCCGGUGGAUUUGUUUUUUGUCCUGGAUACCUCUGAGAGCGUUUCCUUAAGGGAAAAGCCUUUUGGUAGAGCCAACGUUGACAAGAUCAAAGCAUUCACUAAUCAAUUCAUUGAUAAAUUAAAUGACAGAUAUUAUCGAUGUGACCGAAAUCUAGUGUGGAAUGCAGGUGCCUUACAUUACAGUGAUGAGGUGGAACUGAUUAAGAAACUUACCCGGAUGCCCAGUGGGCGAGCGGACUUAAAGAACCGUGUGUCCUCAGUAGAGUCUAUUGGGAAAGGCACCUAUACUGACUGUGCCAUUAAGGCAGGGCUUGAAGAACUACUCAUUGGCGGAUCUUAUCAUAGGGAAAAUAAGUAUCUUAUUGUGGUGACAGAUGGACAUCCCUUAGACGGUUACAAAGAGCCCUGUGGGGGACUGGAAGAUGCAGCCAAUGAAGCAAAGCACCAGGGGAUCAAAGUGUUUGCUGUUGCUGUAUCUCCAGACCAUCUGGAAUCCAGAUUAAAUGUGAUUGCUACAGACCAUGACUAUCGUCGCAAUUUCACAGCAACUGUACCACAAAGUGAUAUUCCUAGAACAAUUGACACCAUCAUUGAAAUGAUUAAAAAUAAUGUGGAGCAUGUGUGUUGUUCCUAUGAAUGCCAGCCUCCUCGAGGACCUCCAGGGCAUAUUGGGGACCCAGGAGAAGAGGGAGAAAGAGGGAGACCUGGCAUGCCAGGAGAAAAAGGAGAAACUGGAGAUCAUGGAAAGCAAGGUGACCCAGGACCUAUUGGUUACCAAGGGAUGAAGGGAGACAAGGGCAGCCGAGGAGACAAGGGCUCAAGAGGUGCAAAAGGAGGCAAGGGAGAGAAGGGCAAGCAUGGCAUAGAUGGCGCUGAUGGCCAGAAGGGUGAACAAGGAUAUCAUGGACUAUCAGGAUGCAAAGGAUCUCCUGGAUUUGAUGGCUUACAAGGACCUCCUGGACAAAAAGGGGAUGCUGGUUCUUAUGGACCCAAAGGGAUAAAGGGAGAGCCUGGGCCCAAAGGAGGUCCAGGCCCACAAGGAAAAGAUGGACGUCCUGGCAACAAGGGUCUGCCUGGAGAAGUGGGAGCCAAAGGAGAAAAAGGAGAAUGGGGAGAUGAGGGAAGUCCUGGCUCUGAUGGUGGCCCUGGACCAAAGGGUAGCCCUGGAUCUGAAGGCUUACGAGGUGUCCCUGGGACUCGUGGGUCAAAAGGAGAAAAGGGUGAGCCAGGUCCACCAGGAGAACAAGGCCGUGAGGGACUUUUUGGACCACCAGGAGACCCAGGUAAAGUAGGUGCACCUGGACCUAAGGGUUUUAGGGGCGAUGAAGGACCUGCUGGACCAGAGGGUCCUAAAGGGCAGGUUGGACCACCUGGAAUAACUGGAAACCCUGGCUUGAUGGGCGAUAGAGGAGAUGAUGGCUCACCAGGAAAUGGGACCAUUGGCUAUCCUGGUGCUCCAGGAGAUCCUGGAACUAGAGGUGAACGUGGAGUUAAUGGCACCAAAGGCUACACGGGGCCCAAAGGCGAUGAUGGUGAAAUUGGAGAGCCUGGUAAACAAAUAACUGAACCUGGGAUCAAAGGCAGGAAAGGUGCCAAAGGUUACAGGGGAUCAGAAGGAGCACCAGGACCUCCAGGAUCUCCAGGACUCCCUGGGCCAGAUGAAUGUGAAAUUUUAGAUAUCAUCAUGAAAAUGUGUUCUUGCUGUGAAUGUAAGUGUGGUCCCAUUGAUAUUAUAUUCGUACUAGACAGUUCUGAGAGCAUUGGAGAAAUGAAUUUUGGUAUUGCAAAGGAUUUUAUAAUUAAAGUUAUUGACAGGCUGCGCACAGAAGAACAUGUAACAUUUUCCAAAGAAGACUCUAAUCUUGCUAUUGUGCAGUAUAGUCAUGGUGGAACUGAGGAAUUGGUGCUCAUGAAAGACGGAGACGUUCAAGGUUUCAAGGAGGCUGUGAAGAACCUUCACUGGAUUGCUGGUGGCACCUUUACUGGAGAGGCUCUUGACUACACCAAAAGACGUCUGGCUCCGUCUUUCACUCACAAAAGAGUUGUCAUUGUCAUCACCGAUGGACGGACUGACGUAUUACACGAUCCAACACCCAUCAACGUACUUUGUGAAAGAAAUAAUGAUAAGGUUGUCCCUGUGGGUUCUAGUGAUAUCUUCAAAGAUCCUCCAGAUUCUGAAAAAUUAAGUGAAAUAUCCUGUGGAGGCCUCACAUUUACCCAACCAGAGUAUAUUGCCUUGCUGGAUGACACCUUCAUUCAGAAUGUUACCUCUUAUGUUUGUCGAGAAAAACAAUGUCCUGACUAUACCUGCCCAAUUACUUUUGCUGACUCAGCUGAUAUCACACUUCUCGUGGAUAGCUCUGCCAGUGUUGGGGCCCAUAACUUCAAUAUCACCAAGAAGUUUGUGAAACGUCUUGCAGAACGAUUCACAUCAGCUGGUAAAAGUCCAGGGGCUUCUGUGCGCAUUUCUGUUGUCCAGUACAGUGGCAACAAACAGCAAAAACGGGAGGUGGACUUUCAACGGAACUACACAGUGAUAGCUGAUAUAAUUGACAAAAUGGAAUUUAUAAAUGAUGGCACAGAUGUUGUUGCAGCCUUGAACUUUGUCAACAACCUGUUUCGGACAUCCUCUCGUCCUGCUAAGAAGAGGGUGCUGAUCUUCUCAGAUGGCAAUUCUCAAGGUAUCACUGAAAAUGCCAUCGAGAGAGCAGUCCAGAAUGCUCAACAGCUGGACAUUGAAAUAUUUGUACUUGCUGUUGGCCCCCAAGUCAAUGAGCCCAACCUACGUUUGCUUGUCUCCCAAAAAGCUGCUCAGGAUGUUGUAGCCUACAGAGCGCGCCACCUUUUCAGAGUACCAGAUUAUCAAUCUUUGCUGAAAGGUGUAUUCUAUCAAACUGUCUCCAGAAAACUAGCUAUAAUCUGAGGAGGUGAUUCCUAGAGAAGCAAGUUAGUGCAUAUUCUAUGAUUUCAGGAAUAAAUUGUUAACCUCCCAUGGAACCCAUGUUUUUAUACAGAGCCAUAAUCUUUUGUCCUUGCUUUCAGGCUUGCUAUGUUUAUCCCUGUUCAUUCCUCUUUUCUUUAUUGUCCAUGAAUUCCUCCAGUCUACAGGAAGAAAUACAAAUUGAUUUAUUGUCACUCUAGUUCAUAACUG